This is a messenger RNA of Pangasianodon hypophthalmus (striped catfish), 2101 nucleotides long. It is a transcript of the gene nemp2, whose product is annotated as nuclear envelope integral membrane protein 2. The record is from RefSeq and is a predicted model, not a curated record. NCBI's taxonomy places the organism in Eukaryota, Metazoa, Chordata, Actinopteri, Siluriformes, Pangasiidae. Gene Ontology annotation, cellular component: nuclear envelope.
AGACGAGCCGCUCUGGAUCUGUUAGUCAUGCCUUAGCGCAAUGCACGGAAUUUGAAACUAAAACCUUUGCUAGCUGAGUUAGCUAGCUAGCUGCUUAACACCUUUUAACUUUAAUAUUGCAGCAUUGUUAAUUAUCACAUUAGACAUUAUGAAGAAGGUUGUUAGCAGUAUAUAUGCUGUAGGUUUAAUUAUUAUUUUCAUCUCAUGCGCUGAAGGAAACAGAGGAUAUUCCUAUGCAGAUUGCACGUACGUGAAGUCAGACUACGCCUCCACCUACUACGGGGGUCGGUGCUUCUGCUACACCAGUCCCGCAAUCAGAUGGAAAGACUACUGGUCCACUUUCCAGGUCCACGUGUCGAGCCAGGAGGACGUCGUGAUCGUGUAUCCGAUGGAAACCAGAACCUGCCACGACGUCGAGAACCUUCUGAAGCUCGCGACGUGUCUGAUGGAACACUACUGGCCCUCGAGCGUUCAGAAGGAGAAGACCGCGGACGUCCCGCUCAUCGAGGAGGAGGUGUACUUCAUGGUCAGAUCUCCCAGAGCCAGCGCCGAGUACACACUCCACGUCUCCAAACACAGGUUUAACAGGAUGCGAUUCUUCCUCUUCGUCUCCGGACUCACGCUCUUCUUCUUUGCCGGAGCCAUAUGCAGGAGCUCGUUAUUUUUCUACAUCUCCGGGAUUUCACUGGGAAUCGUCUCCAUUUUCGUGUUCCUGCUUCUGGUCCUGAAAAACUUCAUACCAACGCGAGGACUUUUCCUGCUGCUGUUCGGUGCCGGAUCCGGUCUCUCGUACCUGGGCAUCCAGAAGCUGAUCAACGAGCGGGAUGAGAUCAUGAGGCUGUACUGGAGAGAGCUGCUCGGUUACCUGCUCGUGUCAGGGUUUGUGAGUUUGGCAGUGUGUUACCGUCUCGGCCCCGUCACUAACAGACGCACGCUGAACGUGAUGACGUGGGCGCUGCAGGUCGCAGGCGUGCUGGUGGCGUGUCACGGCGUCACGUACACUCACGUGUCCUGGAUACUGCUGGCUGUGCUGCUGGGAUUUAAGAUCCUGCCUCUGCUGUUCGCCCUCAUCCUGGCGGUCUGGAGACAAACGUGCUGGCUGCUGUCGACGUUCCUGGGUCUGUUCCAGAGGAAGAGAUCCUCUAAGAGCAGGCUGCUGACGGAGGAGGAGUAUCGGGAGCAAGCGGAGAGACACACUAAAGCCUCUCUGGAGGAGUUGAGGAGGUACUGCACCAACCCCGGCUUUCCUGCAUGGGACACGGUGCUGAGACUCCGCGCUCCACAGAGGUUUGCCGAGUUCCUGCGUAGCGGAGCCCACAUCACGCCGUCAGAGCUGCAGAGCCACGAGCAACACCACAGCUUCGGAGCCGAGUACGCCGAAAACACACUUCUGGACUCGACACACACCACGGCUACGUCAGAGGACUUCAGCGACAACGAGACCAACACACACACACACCGAUCUUUGAACCCGAACCCCUUCACUACCCUUCCUUCCCUUCCUGCUCUUCCUGCUCUUCCUUCUCUUCCUGCUCUUCCUGCUCUUCCUUCUCUUCCUGCAAUGCCCACUCCUCCUGCCUACACAGCCUCUAUCUGCCCCUACCCCCCCACGCCCUACCCCCCUGCACCCGAGCGCCCGCUCACAGACGACGACGAGCCCUUCUGACCCGCCCGCCGCCGCCGCCGCCAACUCUCACGCCAUAAUCAUGUGUUUAAAAAAAAAAAAAAAAAAAAAAGGAUGUGUUUCUCUGCUCUUAUUUUAAAUCAUUUUAACUGGAAGACUGUUUGUAUUUGAUAUUUUAACUCUGUAUAAAUGUAAAUAACGACGCCACAUACGACUCUCGAGGGCCUUUCAUUACGAUUCAGGGAAACACUGCCCUCUAGUGUCUGUGUUACAUAAUCACAACACACAGGAAGCUGGAUUUGUUCUGAAUUUUAUCUCAAUCUUAUCCUAAUGUGCCAUCACUAUGUGUAAUAUAUAUUUUUUUAAAGUUUUAGGAGUUUUUUUUUUUAAAGUUUUGUGAGUAAGUCCAUUUUACGAUAUUGUUUGAUUCUUUUCCAUUUUUAGUUUUCUUAUUUAAUAAAGAACGAUAACACUGUA